Molecule: messenger RNA, 542 nt
Organism: Camelina sativa (false flax)
Lineage: Eukaryota; Viridiplantae; Streptophyta; Magnoliopsida; Brassicales; Brassicaceae
Source: RefSeq, a predicted model, not a curated record
AUCAAAAUGGGAGAUCAGCAAAAAGUUAAUAUUGUUUUCUUGUUCGUGUUUCUUUUGUUUGGUUCGGGUCAUGGCAAGAUUCCACCGUUCUGGCGCGAUACGCACGUCACGAUGACAAACUUGAUUGGCGGUCCACCUCUUACCGUCCAUUGCAAAUCCAAGCAAAACGAUCUAGGAUCUCACGUAGUGCCUUUCAACCAAUUUUACGAGUUCAAGUUCCAACCAAAUUUUUGGAAAUCAACAUUGUUCUUUUGCAGUUUUCAGUGGGGCAGUGAAUCCAAAGAGUUUGAUAUAUUUGAUGCUCAGAGAGAUCAAGAUAUAUGUAAAGAUCAAUGUAAAUGGGAUAUAAAACCUGAUGGUCCAUGCAGGCUCGAUAAAAAAGGGCCUAAAUGUUUUCCUUGGAAGUAGUAAAUUUUAUAUGAUGUUAUGAAAGAUGAUAUAUGUAUAGGUUAUCAGAUUCAAUAAAUAAGUUUUCUUUUCUCCAAUAAAAUCAAUGAAUAUAAAACUUGACUAGAUUAGAAUUUAUAGGGUUGCUUGAUCCA